This is a messenger RNA of Penicillium alfredii, 1935 nucleotides long. Its product is annotated as pseudouridine synthase PUS2. Gene Ontology annotation, molecular function: RNA binding; pseudouridine synthase activity. Lineage: Eukaryota; Fungi; Ascomycota; Eurotiomycetes; Eurotiales; Aspergillaceae. The record is from RefSeq and is a predicted model, not a curated record. The annotation marks the transcript as partial. Gene Ontology annotation, cellular component: nucleus. Gene Ontology annotation, biological process: mRNA pseudouridine synthesis; tRNA pseudouridine synthesis. The transcript has 4 exons.
AAAAGCGCGCCGCAGCAAAGAUUCGAUUUUGCCGGCGGCCGAUUUAAUGCGCUCCUCAGCGAUUUUGCAGCGGAACCUGGCUGGGAUCUUUACGAAGCCCAGCAGUUCAAUAUUAUAUUCAUCUCUCCACAAACCCCCAAAUACACUUUCCCCGCGUGCUUUCACCCGGUCUUUCUUGAGCGACCCUCCACCUCGCGCCGAAUUAUCACAAGUCUUAAACCGGGUACAAUGGCCGGUGACAAAGGAAGAGGAGGCGGAGCUGGUGAAAAGCGUCGGCCAAGAGAUUUGGGCCGGGGAGAAUGGAGUCGACAAAAUAUAGACAAGAGGGCGCGGCAUGAGCAGCAGGCCGAAGCCAAGCGCCGCAAGAUCGAAAAUGGCGAUGAGCCCCAAGACCCGAUUUAUGCAACCCAAUUCUCCAAAGAAGAGAUCGACAAUGAGGAGCGGCGACCAAAGAAGAAGGCUGCCGUUCUGUUGGGAUACUCCGGUACCGGCUACUCUGGAAUGCAAUUGAACGUAAAUCGGAAAACAAUUGAGGGUGACCUCUUUGCGGCCUUUGUCGCUGCCGGCGCCAUCUCGAAAGCCAAUGCGGCGGAUCCCAAAAAGUCUUCGUUCGUCCGUUGCGCGAGAACCGACAAGGGCGUCCACGCGGCUGGAAAUGUUGUUUCGCUAAAGAUGAUCGUCGAAGAUCCGGAUAUUGUUCAGAAGAUCAAUGAGAAGCUCAGCCCUCAAAUUCGGGUUUGGGGCAUCGAGCUUACCAGCAAAAGUUUUAGCUGCUACCAGCUGUGUGACUCCCGUGUUUACGAGUACCUGAUGCCAAGUCAUUGUCUCCUGCCACCCCAUCCGAGCACCUAUCUUGGACGCAAGAUCGUCGAGUCUGCGGAGCAAGCAGGCGAGACAGAUGCUCUUGCAGCCCGACAGGAAGAGGUUGCAGGAUUUUGGGAGGAGAUUGACGAAAAACACAUCAAGCCCAUCCUGGAGAACGUCCCCGAGGAUGUGCGUCAAGUCAUCCAAAAGGCUCUUUAUUGGAAGGAGAACCAAGAAGCGCCAGAGGGUGCCGAAGAUGCUUCGGCAGUGGCACCUGAGCCAAAUGAGCAGCCUCCCACAGAACAGUCUACCGAGACUUCCGAGGGACAGCCCGACCAGAUGGACCCGCGGCAACAGCUGAUUCAUGACACCAUCAAAUCCAUCAAAGCGGCGUACAAUGCAGCCAAGCGAAACUAUCGCGUUCCUACAUCUCGCAUCACCCGUCUCCAGGAGUGUUUAAAUCAGUACGAAGGCACCAAGAACUUCCACAACUACACUAUUCAAAAAACCCACCGUGAUCCCUCUUCCAAGCGCCACAUCAAGUCAUUCAACGUCAACCCGACCCCCAUCGUUAUCAACGGUACCGAAUGGCUCAGCCUGAAGGUGCACGGCCAAAGUUUCAUGAUGCACCAGAUCCGCAAGAUGGUUGCAAUGGCCGCGCUUGUUGUCCGCUCCGGCUGUCCUCCGGCCCGCAUCAAUGAGACCUACGGACCUGAUCGCAUUGCCAUCCCUAAGGCCCCUGGUCUGGGUUUGUUACUCGAACGACCCAUUUUUGAUGGUUACAAUGUCAAGGCUUCUUCUCUGGGUCGCGAGCACAUUGAUUUCAGCAAAUUCUCCAAGGAAAUGGACGAGUUCAAACAACGGGAGAUCUACGAUCGAAUCUUCCGCGAGGAAGACGAAACUCAUGCGUUCGCUUCUUUCUUCAAUCAUAUCGACAGCUACCCCGUGGAAUACUUCCUCUAUGUUACGGCUGGCGGCAUCUCCACAGCCAAACUCGUUACUGCGCCUGGGAGUUCGAAGCCCUCGUCUACAGCACAGUCCGGGAACUCUCAGCAGGAGGCGCUUGCCGCUGUCGAGGCCGAGUCGGAAGAUGAAGCUAAUCCCCCUGAUGGUGGAGAAGAAGGGGGUUAA